AUGACGUCCCAAUGCAGCGUGGCGCCGGAGGACAGGAGGCGCAGUCCUUUGGAUCAUCACCCGCCGCCAGCCGCCAGCUCCGGCAAGCCGCUGACUCCCUUCAGCAUCGAGGACAUCCUCAAGAAGCCGUCGGUCAGGAGGGGCUACUCCCUCUCCCACGGCCGCUCGUCGCCGCUGUGCGCACUGCAGGAGCUCGCCAGCAAAACGUUCAAGGGCCUGGAGGAAGGGGCGCUCCGGGCUGCUGAAGGCCGGGACAGUCUGAGCCUUUUCGGCCAGAGGAACGCCCCAAAGAAACGACGCAAAUCCCGCACGGCCUUUACAAACCGUCAGAUCUACGAAUUGGAGAAACGCUUUGUGUGUCAAAAAUACUUGAGCCCAGCAGACCGGGACCUGAUCUCCCAGCAGCUCGGCCUGACCAACGCUCAGGUCAUCACCUGGUUUCAGAACCGUCGGGCCAAGCUCAAGAGGGACCUGGAGGAGAUGAAAGCUGACGUGGAGUCGGCAAAGGCCGUUGGCGCAGUCGAGACGUGCGCGGCGGUAGGGGGGGUCACGGUGAAACCGGUCCCGGCUCAUCCAGGUCUCGGCAUGGAGCCGCUGAGAGCCCGGAGUCGGGAAGGGCCGCAUUGCGCUCCCACCGAUUGGGGAAGCGGAUGCUCGGAGGAUGGAGACGCCGAGAUCGACGUGGACGACAAAAACAUUCGAGGAGUUAAAUAG
Phycodurus eques (leafy seadragon) is the source of this 714-nucleotide messenger RNA. It is a transcript of the gene lbx1a, whose product is annotated as ladybird homeobox 1a. The record is from RefSeq and is a predicted model, not a curated record. Lineage: Eukaryota; Metazoa; Chordata; Actinopteri; Syngnathiformes; Syngnathidae. Gene Ontology annotation, molecular function: DNA-binding transcription factor activity, RNA polymerase II-specific; DNA binding. The coding region runs from base 1 to 714 and encodes 237 amino acids. Gene Ontology annotation, biological process: regulation of DNA-templated transcription. The transcript has 2 exons.